AUGGACCUCGAGCGACGACAUUGUUCGCGGCGGUCAGUCCCAGUGCAUUCAGUCCUGUCUGGAGAGCAGUGGCACGGGCGUCUGCUUCGGUGGCACCCUCGACAUCGAAUCUCUCGGCGGCGCUGGGUUCGCCUCCCAGCGUGA
Molecule: messenger RNA, 144 nt
Organism: Cladophialophora carrionii CBS 160.54
Lineage: Eukaryota; Fungi; Ascomycota; Eurotiomycetes; Chaetothyriales; Herpotrichiellaceae
Exons: 2
Coding region: 1-144 (47 amino acids)
Source: RefSeq, a predicted model, not a curated record